AUGUUGAGAACUGUUUUUGCAAGACCAUCUUUACUAAGAAGCCAGAGGCCGGCCGUUAGCUCACCGCUAUGGAGAAGAUUGUUACAUAUCGAGACCCUAACAACACCAAAUGAUAAUGCUCUGAAAUAUCUUUCCAAGGAUGGAGAGCUAUUACAACCACGUGGCUCUAAGAGUAUUGUCAUCAAGAAUACAGAUAAGACGUUGCUUGCUCAUUCCAAGUUAGCUGAAACUAUAUUUGUUCAAUGUCCUGGUGUUGAAACCUUGAUGAUUGGUGAUGAUUUCCUUACUGUAAACAAAGAUUCAAUGGUUCAUUGGAACCAAAUCACUCCAACAGUUAUUGAAAUCCUAACAACUCAUCUAAACUCCGGUGAAGACGUCGUCUCAUCGGAAUUCCAAGGUGCACAAGAAUUAAAGGAUGGUGGUUAUAAUAUUAACGUACCAAAGUUUAACUAUACGGAAGAUGAAGAAGAAAUCAGUGAGUUGAUUGACGAACUGAUUGAUACAAGAAUCAGACCUGCCAUUAUGGAAGAUGGUGGUGAUAUUGACUAUCGUGGAUGGGAUCCAAAGACAGGUACAGUAUAUUUGAAAUUACAAGGUGCAUGUACAUCUUGUUCCAGUAGUGAAGUUACUCUGAAGUAUGGUAUUGAAUCUAUGUUGAAACAUUAUGUCGAUGAAGUUAAUGAGGUCAUCCAGAUCAUUGACCCUGAACAAGAGAUCGCCUUGAAAGAGUUUGAUAAGUUAGAGAAGAAGUUGUCUUCAAAGGAGAGCUCCGCCUAG
This is a messenger RNA of Maudiozyma saulgeensis, 777 nucleotides long. NCBI's taxonomy places the organism in Eukaryota, Fungi, Ascomycota, Saccharomycetes, Saccharomycetales, Saccharomycetaceae. The record is from the annotation of a GenBank genome assembly.